Girardinichthys multiradiatus is the source of this 2946-nucleotide messenger RNA. Its product is annotated as keratinocyte-associated protein 3-like. The record is from RefSeq and is a predicted model, not a curated record. The transcript has 6 exons. The coding region runs from base 181 to 1260 and encodes 359 amino acids. NCBI's taxonomy places the organism in Eukaryota, Metazoa, Chordata, Actinopteri, Cyprinodontiformes, Goodeidae.
AAACUGAAACUCUUCCACAGGUGUUUGUUUUAUUUUGAAAACACUCACAAGCACAAGUGUCGCGGUUGCCGCCCGGCCGGACUCAGGAGGCGUUUGGGCGAAAAGAAGCUGAAAACACCCUGACAAGCAGAUCACACAGGAUCCGGCGUCAGUCAAACCGCAUGGUGACCUAACAGAGAGAUGGGCUGUGCAGGAAUGUGUUGUGACAACCUAGAGGAACCCCCGGCCUUGAUGAAGAUCGGUCUGAGCGUGAUCCUCGUCGGUCAUGUUAACUUCCUGCUGGGAGCGCUGGUGCACGGCAUCGUGCUCAGGCAAAUCAACCUGCACGAUAAGACCCGAGGCAUGGGGUAUGCCAUCUCCAACGUGGUCACUCUAAUCUCCGGGAUGUUGGGUGUCAUUGUUGGGAUUCUAGCUAUUAUCCUGUCGAAAAACAAGAAGAGCAAACACCUGACGUGGUCCUUAUUCUCCAUCAGUCUGGUUUCAUCACUCAUGGCAGGAGGUUCCACCAUUGGCCUCUUCGCGUCCGUAGUGAAUACCAUUGUUAACGGUGGACGGAUGCUCCUGACCCACUGCCGCUUUCCCGAUGCCAUUGACUUCUCCAGCAUUACCAACAAGUGCCCCUUUGACCCCACCCGUGUCUACAGUACCACUAUGACCCUUUGGAUUGGUCUGAUUCUAUCAUGUAGCAUUCAGAUGGUGUUUUCUGCCCGUUGCCUCGCCGCCUGUGUUUCCUUCUUGGGACUGCCUGGUUGCCCCAACAGAAUGAGACUCACCAGACCAAUCAAUGUGAUGAAACCAGCAAUAGAAACUUCCCAACCUCACUACUCUGAGCCCCUAAGAAGGCACCAUGACACUUCACGAGUGUACACUGAACCUCCUAUGCUGCCUAGACGUCAUACUGAACGUGGAAGACUGCAAGAUGAACGUUCAAGACGGCAAGAUGAACAUUCACGACUUUACACUAACCCUCCGGGAAACCACAAUAAACCAAACAAACCUUAUACGCUGCCCCCAAGAAGCAACUAUAAACCAUCAAGGCACACCACUGCGCCCCCAAGACUGGAGCACCAAGCUCCUCCGUGGCAUCUCCCUCGCCACAGCCAGUGUCUUCCCACCUCAGAGAGGCGGCCUCUUCAGCAGUCUGACAGAGAAUUGCCAGACAUAAAACGUAAAGAAACGAGUGGCAAUCAACAAAGGGGACGUGAGAAGCAACACGACCUGAUGAGGGGUACAGCCAACAGGUCCAGCUUCUGGAUCUAGUUGCAUUUCAAAUGCAAAAUCUUCUUGAAGUACACACUUUGUUUGUUACUGCAGUAGCCUUCAAAGAGUCCAGGAUCAAAGAUGUCUCAGUGUGUCUGUAGUAAAUCAGCUAUCAAAAGCUUUAUCCUUGGAGAAUGGAACCUUUUAUAUUUUAUUGGGCAUGUCGAGCAGUUUUUCGAAGUUGAAAAGGUUUCAGACAGUAAAGCCUCUAAGCUAACGUUAGAUGUUAGCAAGCUAGUUCUCUUUCAAAGGAAGAACAUAACCAGCAACAUAUUUGUUUUUAUCAUGGAAACAUUUUCUGAAGUUUAUUUAAAGUUGUACCAAAUGCUGUUAAAAAAUGGCUGAGCUGUACUCAACUAAACUUAGCUUAACAAGACGCACAAAAAGCUAGUCUGGCUAAGGUCUGCAAAAAAUGGAGAAAUAUGUUAUUUUCCUUGAUGUGGGAAGAACCUGAGCAAAGUUCUGUCUGGUGAAGACUUUUUUGGUGCAAAACUCCUUAUGUCAAGAACAACCUGCCAGAACUCCAGAACCAGGACCUGGGUCUUCAGGAAGCUCUGGGAGAGGGAAUACAUUUUCUGCUCUGGAGGACCAUGUACAGACCCAAUAAAAACGGUCUUACAGCACCAAAGUUAAAGCGAUUAAAGCACUUUAUUAAUAGUUGUAUGUAACUUUUUGCUGUCCUAAGCAUAAACGGCCAACGUAUAACUUGUACUUUCUUACCAUGAAUUAAAAUUGUAAAAGCCUUUCUAUGUCUGCUUUAAACAAACUGAGCAAAUGGUAGGCUCCAACUCCGAUAAUGGAGGCUUUAGUAGAUAGUAAAUCUUAAAAAAAAACAAAAUUUGUUCACUUACCCAGGGCUGUGAGAACAAAACAUCAUUCUGUUCUUGCGGCUUGUUCUCAACACAUUUUCUGAGCAUAACGUUUUUCUUGUGUGGCGUCAACAACUGUUGUGUGAUUGGUCGGAUACUGGAAGUGGAUGUGAAUACUAUGCUGGCAAAUGCUACUAGUGGAAGGACCAAUGAGGAAUUACUAAGAGUUCUGUACUUGAGAUCUUGUAAAUGUCCUUACUAGAAAGCAAGCUUUGUUCUUGAUCUUGCCAGCUUGAGUAAAAGAACAAAUUUCUCUAUUCAUGCAGAGCAUGUACAGGUGUUACAACAAGCAACAUUUGAUUUUUAUUUUUACAUCACAGAAGCAUUGUCUAGUUUUAUGUUGUGUUUAUUGCUUUUUGAUGCUUGACAUAUGAUAGCUGAGCUAUUCAGCAUAACUGGAUACACAAACAGUCAGACUAAGUCAAAACGGAAAGAAAGUCUGCCUGAUAGCAGUGCUGAACCAUACUUGUGAACAUACUUGAGUGUUUUCUAACUUUUAUUUGUGUUGUCUCAGGCAUACAUGUUUUAAAUGAGUAGUGUUGUGCUGUUUGGCUACCACUGUCUCAUUGAGUGUUAUGUGAACAGCCUAUAUUCUCACCAAUGUUAUUCCCAAAUAUAAUGAAUGUUUUUUCCAUAACAUUUGAGCUUAUAAACAAGCACUGAAACAUGACUUUCCAAAUAUGUGUUAAUUACACUUUUAAACCAAAAUAACUUGUACUUUCUGUUGCUUGUGAGAUUUAGGUGAUUUAAUAUUUGUAUGUUUAUUAUUUCUGCUCUUUCAUCAAUUAAAAGCAAUACUGCAAGUGUUGAAUAUUUA